CGAGGGUCACGUGGGCAGACGGAAUUGGAAGGCGAACAGGAAACAGAAGGUUCCACAACCAAUGCAUCAUUUUCACUUGCGUUCGAGUGGCAGCUCCGACCCCUGAAUAAAGCCAACAAGAGCAGAGAAGUUUUAGCUACCACAGCAAAGUCCCAAACCAUGAACUAUGUUGGACAGUUACUGGUAACAGUCAAGGAAUUGUACAAGGGAUUAAAUCCUGCAACACUCUCUGGAUGCAUUGAUGUGAUUGUGGUCCAACAGCAGGAUGGCACCUACCAGUGCUCACCAUUCCAUGUUCGAUUUGGAAAGCUCGGGGUACUUCGGUCAAAGGAAAAUGUGGAUCCUCCUUCCUCACUGGGACAUAUCUUUGUUAUUGACAUCGAGAUUAAUGGCGAUCCAGUGGAUCUGCACAUGAAGUUGGGAGAUAAUGGAGAAGCUUUCUUUGUACAAGAAACAGAACAAGAAAAUGAGAAAGUUCCUCCUCACCUGGCUACCUCGCCCAUCCCUACAGAAGAAGGGCUGUUCUUCAAGGAUAUACAGUUGAGCUUGGGCAAAUCUCGAGCCGACCCAGGAAUGGAACAAGACUUGGAGAAUACAGUUCAGAGCACAACUCCAGAGACCUUGGUCUGCACCAGUUCAGUGAAGAAGAAAAAACGGAGGAAGAAGAAAUUUAAACCAGAUGGCAAAAAGGAAGACCGAGGUCCAUCAGCUGGCAGUGAAGAAAUAUUUGAAAUGGAUAUUAGUUCUGAUGAAGACAAACCAAUGCAUUCUCCCAGGGGGUUGGCAUGCACCUCUUCAAAGGGCAGUGAUUUGAAAGAAUCUCCAACCUUUGCACAUAAGGAUGAUUAUCCAUAUUCUGAUGGUGACUGCUCUCUAAUUGGAUGCAUGUCCAUUUCCCAGCCAUUUUCUCCUAAAAGUGACUCUGAAUUAAUGGUGAAACCAUCUGAUAUGCUGAUGUCUGAGCCUCACAUGCAGUGGUCGUGGGGAGAAUUUCCAGAAUCAACAAGGGUUAAUAAAAGGGAGAGGCUGGAACAGCUAGAAACCUUGAGUAUUACACCAUCUGAAAACACUUACUUCAGGGUUAUCCUCAGUCCUGAUGUUAUGGAUGUGGAUGUCAACGCUGGGGAAAUCACAACUCAUACAGUAUUGAAACCUGAGGCUAGAGCGCUUGGGAACUUUAGCCAGACAGUUGCUAACAGCGAAAAUGCAUCACCUGAAGAAAUUCCCAUUGACACAUUUUCACAAUCCCCACAUUCAGAGAGUAUCCCAGAAACUGGAGUCUCUGUAGUGUCUCAGAUGGACAGCGCCCCUACAGUCCCUGAAACAGAGACUCCAGCUAUUACAAAAUUAGAUUCACCAUCAAAGAAAAAAGGUCUCCAGAAACGAAGUCAGCAUCAGGGACCUGAAGACAUUUAUUUGGAUGAUCUGUCUGUUUUGGAACCUGAAGUUGCUGCUCGCUAUUUUCCCAAAAGUGAGUUUGACAGCAAUUCCAAACGAUGGAUUGAAUCUGACACACGCUCUGGUUCUCAGUCACCACAGUCGGUGGGAAGUGCAGCAAUGGAUAGUGGGACAGAAUGCCUCUCUGAUUCGGCAGCUGACCUGCCAGACCUAAUGUUCUCACUUUGUGGGGGUCUCAGUGAAAAUACUGAGAUUUCCAAAGAGAAAUUCUUGCAGCAUGUUGUUACAUAUCAUAAAUUUGCAGAAAAUCCUGGGAUUAUUGAUGAUCCUAACCUUGUUCUAAGAAUUAAUAACAGAUACUAUAACUGGACGUUAGCUGCUCCCAUGAUUCUCAGCAUGCAGGCUUUCCAAAAGUGUCUACCCAAGGCAACAAUUGAUGACUGGGUAAAAGUGAAGAUGCCAAAGAAGUCUGGCAGGUGGUGGUUCUGGCGCAAGAAGGACAGUGUUGUUAAACAGCCUGAAACAAAACAAGAGAAAUUGAAUGAAGAAAACAAACCUGAUCAAAACUCGGUCACCAGCAGAUCCAAAGAAGGGGAUUCCUCCACUGAUGAAGACUCGACUAACUUUAAUGAACCAAUAGCAAGUGAUCCAAAAUUCUCAGAGAACCUACAUCAGGGAUGUUCCAUCUCUUAUAAGAAGUCUCUGAGAUUAUCCUCAGAUCAAAUUGCAAGCCUUAAAUUGCAAGAGGGGCCAAAUGAUGUGGUAUUUAGUAUAACGACUCAGUAUCAAGGCACCUGCCGCUGUGAAGGAACCAUAUACCUCUGGAACUGGAAUGAUAAAGUCGUCAUAUCUGAUAUUGAUGGAACCAUAACCAAGUCUGAUGCCUUAGGGCAGAUCCUUCCUCAGCUGGGCAAGGACUGGACCCACCCUGGGAUCGCCAAACUCUAUCAUAAGAUUCAUGAGAAUGGUUAUAAAUUUCUCUACUGUUCAGCACGUGCCAUUGGUAUGGCAAACAUGACAAGAGGCUAUUUGCACUGGGUGAACGAUAAAGGAACAAUCCUUCCUAGAGGACCCUUACUGCUAGCUCCUAGCAGCCUUUUUUCAGCUUUUCAUAGGGAAGUAAUAGAGAAGAAACCAGAAAAGUUUAAAAUUGAAUGUUUGAAUGACAUCAAAAAUUUAUUUACUGUUUACAACCAGCCUUUCUACGCUGCUUUUGGGAACCGGUCUAAUGAUGUUUGUGCCUACCAGCAAGUAGGAGUUCCGGAUUACAGAAUUUUUACAGUAAAUCCAAAAGGUGAACUGAUACAGGAGCAAACCAAGGGCAAUAAAUCUUCGUACAUUCGGCUGAGUGAGCUUGUUGAACAUGUCUUCCCUUUGCUCAGUCAAGAACAAUGUUCAGCUUUCAUUUAUCCAGAAUACAGUCACUUUAACUACUGGCGAGACUCACUGCCAGAUAUCAGUAUGGAAGAACUGAAUUAAUUAUUGCUAGUGAUAGAACUCUGUCAAAGAUAUUGCCAAUAUUGUUAAAACUUUUUUAAACAGUCUGAUUCAGGUAUACGUUAGCAAAGCUAAUCAUUUGUGUUUAUUUCAUGUACUAAUUCUACUAUAGAAGCAUGACGUUUACACAAGUUGACACAGUUAAUGCCAGCAGAAUUCUCUCAGGAAUAUUGCCUUAGUGUUCAUUUUACCUAUUGGUUGCACCGGAAGGAAAAUCAAUGAAUUUGAUCAUAAUUGUGUCUUUACAUAAGACAAUUGCACAUGUUAUCCUUCUACUCUCAUCUUUACAGUUACCGUUUAGAGUAACUUUUUAAGGAAACAAAUAGUUUAGCUUGGAUUAAAGCGUUAACUCAAUUGCAAGGGUGUGUCUUUUUUUUUAAAUGCCAUGAAAAUGGGUCAAGAAUCUGUUGGUUUUAAUGGAGCCUAGAAAAAAAGCCCAGACCCGUUCUGUAGCAAUGACCUAAUUCAUAUCUCAACAUCUCAUACUAUUUGAUGCUGCUUCACCUGUGGUGGGAAUACAUGCCAAUAGAGAAUUUGUUUUUGUUCGUUUAAAAAGUAUCAAUAAAUGCUUCUUUCAUUUCUAUAAAUAGAUAUAUGGUAGUAGGUACCUCUAUGGAUAGAAGUCCUGCUUGUAACCUGACAUUUUAUUACAGACUGACAGCUAUUGUGUAGUCAGGCUACUCAAUAAAUUUUUUUGUGUUCAGUGGCCUACUGCCAUAUAUUUUUGUCCAUCCUCUCAUGUAUGCCUUCAGUUGGUAAAAUUUUGUACAGUUUUGAUCAAUCUGUUACAAAAGAGGUACAUGAAGGGUUUUACAUUCGGGCACUGCGCAUUAUUACAGCAAGUUCAUUCUUUCUAUGAAAGAUGCGAAUUAGUGUGUUAUGAGAACACUUAUUAAAGUUAAUUGCUUAUACAUUCUAUAAACUACUUAAAAUGGAUGUAAUAUACUGGUGAGGGAGGAAUAGAAAUCAUGAUUUCUUCUAGCAAUUGUUAAUCACUUUAAACUAUUUGUGCUGGAAAUAUUUUCAUAUUUUCGAAAGAGGAAUUGUGAACUUAUGUUUUGUUUUAAUCACCCAUUCCAAUAUAUAGGAUAUUUGGAUGAACAUCUUACAAGUUCUAUGGGGCCUUUUUAAUUAAAAAAAUUAAAUCUUAAUAAGGACUUGCAGAAUGUUCUCAAACUCCUAUGCACCUUUUGGAUGAGGAUAGUACAGUAAAUGCAUUUUUUUCCACCGUGUAGCUUUAACUGCUUAAGAAAUUACUUGAUAAGUGAUUUUUUUUUCCGUCUGAUCAUUUUGUAUUGUUUUGUUUGACCAUGGAUUUGCCCAACAGAGAAGAACAAAAUUUAUUGAAAUUUGACUUAUUGUCUGUGUGGUCAGUUAGGAUAACCACAGCACAGUUGAUUUGUCCAGCUUGGAUUACAGUGAUUGUAAGAAAAAUCAGCCAGUGUAUCAGUAUUCUAUGUCAGAUUGUGAAUCAAUCAUGCCCUGUAUUUAACACAAUCUUAAAUAUAAUGUUUGAGUUUGUAUGUAUGUGUAUGCACGCACAUACUAUAUUCUUGCUAUGAGAUGUUUCAUCUUAGAACCAUGGAAUAAAAAUUGACAUUAAAAACC
Carcharodon carcharias (great white shark) is the source of this 4503-nucleotide messenger RNA. It is a transcript of the gene lpin2, whose product is annotated as lipin 2. Gene Ontology annotation, molecular function: phosphatidate phosphatase activity; transcription coactivator activity. Gene Ontology annotation, biological process: positive regulation of transcription by RNA polymerase II; fatty acid catabolic process; triglyceride biosynthetic process. Lineage: Eukaryota; Metazoa; Chordata; Chondrichthyes; Lamniformes; Lamnidae. The coding region runs from base 160 to 2877 and encodes 905 amino acids. The record is from RefSeq and is a predicted model, not a curated record. The transcript is spliced from 21 exons. Gene Ontology annotation, cellular component: cytosol; endoplasmic reticulum membrane; nucleus.